CUCUUCACACAUGUAGAGAUACAAAGUUGUCUCUCUGAUCCCUAACUGCUCAAUAACUCAUCUCUAGAGUUAUAUAUCUGAUCUGCUCCUCUCACCAAUACUAUCAGAUCUCGAUGGACAAAAUAGUUAGACGAAGCGAAGAAGAACCUUAUCUAUGGAUUCCAAUUCAGUUUCUCGACCAAACUGUCAUAGCUAUCUUCAAGUGUCUUGGUCUUCUUUGUCCGACUGCGAAGAAAACUCCGGUGACUUUAAACCAACCGGAGGAAGAAGAAGAUGUUGCCAUGAAAGACGAUGGUGUCGUUUUGUUGACUAGAGGCCGCAUGAAGGCCAGAGCAAAGAAAAAGGAUAAAGAAAACACUAGUAAAGGUCGUCCUGGCCAAACUAAUAAAUUACUCAACGCAGCAAUAGACACUUCUGCCUUGAACAAAAAGCAAAUAGAAAUUUCUGGGGAUUAAGAAGAAGUCCUGGAAUCAAAACCCCCCAAGAGACUUAUUAUGCACUAGUUUAAUACCAAUGAGGCGUUCAAAGUCGUACCUUGCUUAUUUUUGUUUCCUCCUUUUCUUAAUUUCUUUCAAGACAUCAAUAUUUGACCCAAAGGUGUAUAUGUCUUUUAUAAAAAACGAGUAACUCAAGACCAGAACUAUAUAUAUGCUUUUGAAUCGGGAAUAAUUGUUGAAGGUUGAACCCAUAUCAUUCUUGACCAAAGCAUAAGCAUGUAUAAACGACUUGAUUUGACAGUUUUUACCAAACUUUGUUUGGCUAUAGUAAUUUUGUACCUUGUGUACUGAUUAUUAA
This is a messenger RNA of Camelina sativa (false flax), 795 nucleotides long. Its product is annotated as elicitor peptide 2-like. The record is from RefSeq and is a predicted model, not a curated record. Gene Ontology annotation, biological process: innate immune response. NCBI's taxonomy places the organism in Eukaryota, Viridiplantae, Streptophyta, Magnoliopsida, Brassicales, Brassicaceae.